GUCAGCCAGCCAGAAGCACCCGUCCGUCACACACUGUGUGUCUGCUCUGCACAUGAAUGUAUGUAUGUAUGUCUACGAUAGCGGUCGAUGAAUCCAUCUGCGUGUGCAUGGAAUGACUGUGAGGAGAGACACAUGCAAGCCCUCGCCUUGCAGUCAUUCCAUGGCAUGCACACCACAGAUGCUUGCGUGUGCAAGGGCUGUUGGUUGUACAGACAGAUGCAUUGCAAGCACCCAUCGAUCACAUCACCACACAACCUCCCUCCACCUCCCUUAUCAGCCCCCAGCACCCCCAGCUGCCGCCGCAGCAGCCCGUCCCCCCGAUGGCGGCCUCCUCCCCCUCGAUGGUGAUGGUGGUGGCGACGGCCUUGGUGGGGUACAGCGUCGAUGAAGGCCGCCACUGCUGCCUCCACCUCCUCCUCCCUCUCCCUGGCCUUUCGCUUCUCCUGCACCCGCCUCUGGAAGUCCGCCUGCCGCGCCGGGGUUCGAGCUUGGCCUUGGCGGCCGCCAGGCGCUGGUCCAGCUCCCGGCUCGCCUCCUCCGACUUCUCAAUGCUCUUCUUCAGAGCAUCGAGCUCCUCACGCACCUCUGAACGGAUCCCCUUGCGCAGCUCCCGCAGCUGUGGGUUGGGUUUGUCCUGCGUGUGGCCAGUGAUCUUGCUCACCUCCUCGUCCCCCUCGAUGAUGGUGUCCUCCUGUGUGGCGGUGUCGGGCUUGGGGGACGGGUUGGUGAGCUUGACGUACUUGUCGAUGGCCGCCUCCACCUCGCGGCGUCGUUUGAGCCUCGCGGUUCCUGGAUGGAUGGAUGGACGGAGCACACAGGAUACCGCGAAGGCAUCGUCAAGUCUAUUUGAGGCUGGAUGUGUCGUAUGUUGUGUUGCUGCCUACCCCUUGCACGUCAGACAGCUCCUUCUCAAUCUUCUGCCCACCCAGACAGAAGGGAGAGAGACAUGCAAUGGAAUGGAUGUUACGACUGAGCCUUACCACGCUGAGCCUUGCGAUAUCCCAGCCACACCACUCCGUCUCGGGGAGAAUCCUUGGGAGACCGUAGCAGGCGCCGCGGGAGGGGAGUCUCAGGUGCCAUUUGAAGUGGGGGACCACCUCAAUCAGCAGUGAGAUCGGCAGGGCUUCGAGGCAGCGAAAGGGCAGAUGGAGAAAGACACCAGCGAGCAGAUUGACGUUCUGCAUCGGUGACAGACACAAAGAGACGGUCUCUGUCUGUAUCUAUCUGCGUAUGGGUUGGGUACUUCUACGAGGUAUGUGAGGGUGUCGAUCAGCGCCUCCGUGUCAUCGGCGUUGCUCUCGACGCCACACACACCAGACUGCACCUGAAGAGGGGCACCAAGCGAUGCAUUACCACACGUGCACUGCAACAACCCUCCGUCAGGCGUGUCGAUGCGCACCUUGAUGGUAUUGGGGCUGUCCAUCGGACGUCGAUGCCUGGCGUCCGACCGUCCAGUCGCCGCCGUGCGAGCCCUCCCGCACGGUGACCAACCGAAGCAGCGCUGAGACGCAAAACAACAUCCACACACGUGAGUGUGGUGGCUGUAGUCGAGCCGUACGCGUAUCAAAGGCAUGGCAUGCAGCCCCGGGAGACAGGCACCGCGCACCACGCCACCACCCUCAGAUUCAUCGAUCUGCACACACAGCCACAGGGGCCGACUCACAAACACGGGAGAAAGGACAGAUGGAUGGAUGGAUGGAUGUGGCCACGAGAGUGGGUGUGUGGGGGUGUGUGUGAUCACUCACCGGUAUGAGAGAUUUGCCUCCUGCGAUGAGUGUCUCCGAUACAGCUACGUCACCACCAGCAGAUACGCACGACUCGGCCUUGGUCUUGCGUAUCAUGGAUGAGGGCGCGGGCAAGUCGAGAAGGCUGUCGUGUGGGUUGGUGGUGGGGCGGGGCGGCUGUGACGUCUUGACGCGGCAAGUGAGGCGGCGUCGCUCGGCCUCUAUGGCGGCCGAGCCCACCUGAUGGGGCUGAAAUCGCUGCACAAGACCAAUGUGAGUGAGCAUGGCGGCUGUGGGGUCAGACUGUCCCUUCUUGUCGUCUUACAUACAUUAAGAUAGCACGCCACACUGAGCUGAGUCAGCUGCAGUAGAGAGGGGAUGUUGAAAAAGUCCGCCGCCUGCAGCGGGUCCAGGACACCAAACACGUACAGAGGGCGCGUGUGCUGUGUGUCUGGUGACUCUGGCGGUUGCUGUACCUUCAUGAUUCUGAGGACCUGAUACUCGUUCUGUCGGAGAUAGAAGGCGUCCCACCCAUCAGACACGACCUGCAUUCCAAAAGAAGAAGCGGCAAUGAAGAUUCACGCAGCUCAUGAGCCAUAUGAGCCAUAUGAUCGUCUGCAUCUGACCUCCCCGAUGUGGUGUGACUCGACGCGUUUGCAAGGCAGCCACGGAUCCUCGUCGGCCACAUGGCGCUCGCAGUACUCCAGCACCGCCAUCAGAGUGAGUCUGCUAAACUGACGGACCGGCAGCGGCUCAUCGGCGUCUGCGAGAGAUGCACACAAGAACUCACAGACGGGCUCGGAGGGAUCUCAGCCAGAUGUUCUCUCUCACCCCCUUCCGACAUGUCUGCGAUGACAUCCGAUUUCUGCACCGCCGCAUCAAUGGUGGUCGCGUCCAGAUGCAUCAAACCGGUUCUCGCCACGAGAACGAGGCGGCGCUUCGUCAUAUCCAUCACAGCCCCGAGAUUUACGACGGGACGGGAGCUGGCGAGCUUUUAAGCUGGCAUCCAACCUUGCUCACUGCACACUUGGGGCUCCUGCCCUGCCGGGGAGUAGACAGCGAAGCACUGCAGGCAAGGAGCAGACAGCCGACACAGGAUAGUCCCCUCCACAAGCGGGGACAGACUUGUCUGAACGAGACGCGAACACAGUAACAGAGCCGUGGGCACUCGAUGAUCGACCACACUCGUACAACAGACGCAUCAUGAACCGUCACACCGACGGGAAGCGAGAGGGUGAACCGGAGAAUGAAACGGCCGAUUUAAGGCCACAUAUAAAACCUCUCGGCGACUGGCCACACACAG
Vitrella brassicaformis is the source of this 3027-nucleotide messenger RNA. NCBI's taxonomy places the organism in Eukaryota, Vitrellaceae. The record is from the annotation of a GenBank genome assembly.